AUGUCAGUGAUGCCUGGUAAUUUGUCACUCAAUGGGACGAGCUUCUUCAGUGAAAAUCCUGGCAUCGAGGACAAACCCAGUGAGCAGAGGACUUGGAAUGUCUUUCUGUUCUGCUUGACUCUUACCAUUGCAUUCCCAGCCCUUCUGAGCAGCAUUUAUUCACUAGUUUCCCUGCUGAAAAUGCAGAACAAAACCACGGUGUCGAUGAUUGUGACCUCCUUGGCAGUAGAUGAUUUGAUCAGCAUCAUACCACUGAUUAUUUUCAUGCUCAUGCAGUGGUCGAGUGAAGGCCUCCCCCAGCCUCUGUGCACCACCUCAGCACUUAUGUAUUUAUUCCAGGGCAUUUCUAGCAACCUGAAAGGGUCACUUUUAGUUUCUUACAACUUCUACACCAUCAACACGGCUGAGACGCUGAGCUGCAGCACUUCCAAGCGUCGUGUGAGCGUGGCAUGGGCCAUCCUCAUCACCUGGAUUGUGGGUUUGCUGAUCUGCAUUCUGCCCCUCUGCGGUUGGGGCCGGUACAUCCCCACCUCCUGGGGCUGCUUCACCGACUGUGCCAGUUCCUACAUCCUGUUUGUGUUCCUUGUGUACUCCCUGUGUGUGUCCCUGCUGGCAGUGCUGGCUGUGCCCCUCACUCACCAGCUGCUGUGCUCGGCUGGGCCGCAGCUCUCACACACCGACUACCUGGAGGUCCCUGGAGGCUUCACCUCCCCCGGGACACCCGCGGCUGCCCCGGCGCUGUCCCUGCUGGACCCCGCGGAUAAAGCCCUGCAGCACUGCCAGGACUCGGGGGCAGUUUUGGGGAAGGGCGUGGCCGGGAGUGGUGCCCUCAUGAGCAGCUCACAGAGCAGGAGCUCCACGGUGGGCUUUGCCCAGAAACGGUUCUCGCUGAUCCUUGCGCUGACCAAAGUUGUUCUCUGGCUCCCAAUGAUGGUACAGAUGGUUGUCCAGUACAUCACUGGUGUGCAGAGCCUUGUGUUUGAGGCCCUGAGCUUCCUGCUGAGCGUGCUGGCUGCCACGGCCACCCCGCUGUUCGUCCUGUCAGAGCACUGGCUGCACCUGCCCUGUGGCUGCAUCGUCACCUGCAGGAGGGAGCCCUGGGCAGGGCCUUCAGGAGAUCUCACAACCAAACGCAGGGGUUUUGAGUUCAACCUGUCCUUCCAGCAAGGUUAUGGAAUCUACAGAAUACCCCAGGAGAACCACCCCCACCACAGCAGUGAUGGUAAAUCCACGUCCUGCCACAGCCUGGUGGGCUCUGACUGCGAGGCCCCGGAGCCUGGCAGAGGGAGUGGUGGUGGGCCUGGGCCCAGCCCCCCGUCUGCAGGGGCCUGCAGGGGCGAGCAGGGCACACACUGUGACCCACCAGCCAUCCCUGAAGGACCAGAGUGGAGGUUGUCCCACGAGGAAAGCCAUAAACCUGAGCUCACGGAUUGGGAAUGGUGCAGGAGCAAAUCCGAGAGGACCCCUCGGCAGCGCUCGGGCGGGGCCCUGGCCAUCCCUCUGUGUGCCUUCCAAGGGACUGUGUCUCUGCAGGCUCCCACCGGGAAGACCCUCUCGUUAUCCACGUACGAGGUGAGCUCUGACGGGCACAAAAUCACCCCCAUGGCCAAGAAAAUCGAGGUGUUUCGGUCCAAGAGCGUCGGGCACGAGCCCAGCCCGGAGGGGUCCCCUCACACGAACGUUAAGAUUCAUCUGGAGGUGCUGGAGAUCUGUGACAAUGAGGAGGCCCUGGACACCGUGUCCAUCAUCAGCAACAUCAGCCAGUCCUCCACCCAGGCCAGGUCCCCCUCCCUGCGCUACUCACGGAGGGAGAACAGGUUUGUGUCCUGCGAGCUGGGGGAAAGCGCCUCCUACUCCCUGUUCAUCCCGUCCCACAGCCCCGGCAGGGACAUCAGCAUCUCCAUCCCCGACACCGUGGAGGGCCAUCGCAGCAGCAGCAGGCAGCACGUGGGCACGGGGCACCAGGAGGAGAUCCAGCUGCUCAACAAGGCCUACAGGGAGCGGGAGGGCCAGGGCAGCAGCGGCUGAGGGGGUUCUGUGCUCUGCAGCUGCUCUGCCACUGCUCCUCUGGGCUCAAGGUGCCCACACAAAUGCAGGGUCAGCUGGUUUUUCCUAACAUGAAUUUUAUUUGGGUGCACUGUUAAAUCCAUUCAAACUGUUAAUGCUCUGUCAAGGGGAUAACAAACGCUCAAGUGC
Lepidothrix coronata (blue-crowned manakin) is the source of this 2196-nucleotide messenger RNA. It is a transcript of the gene GPR149, whose product is annotated as G protein-coupled receptor 149. The record is from RefSeq and is a predicted model, not a curated record. Gene Ontology annotation, cellular component: membrane; neuron projection. Bases 1 to 2028 code for a protein of 675 amino acids. Gene Ontology annotation, molecular function: G protein-coupled receptor activity; neuropeptide binding. The transcript is spliced from 4 exons. Lineage: Eukaryota; Metazoa; Chordata; Aves; Passeriformes; Pipridae. Gene Ontology annotation, biological process: neuropeptide signaling pathway.